AUGACUUUAGAAGACGCACUUAAAGACACACGCGCAGCUAAUGCGCGCGGUGAACUUUGCUACCAAAAAAUUGCAGAUACACAUGGUGUUGAUCGUUCGACGUUGUCGCGAUAUCACCGAGGCGUUCGCGGCACCAUGCAACAGAAGAUCGAACAACAACAGAACCUCACCCCCUACGAAGAGCUAGAGCUUGUCGAUUACAUAGAUCAACUCUGCAGAGAGCACCUUCCGCCUACGCGCGAUAUGGUUCAACAUUUCGCCUCUAUUAUCUGCGGAUUUAAGGUCAGGAAGACCUGGGUUACACGCUUCGUCCAGCGGCAUCACGAAGCGCUUACUCCACAGUGGACCUCCGCCAUGGCCUCCGAACGUCACGCCGCUGAUUCCUAUAGUAAGUACAGCUUGUACUUUGACAUGUUAGAGCUCAAAAUAAGCGAGAAGGGUAUAGAGCCUGAGCACACAUACAAUAUGGAUGAGAAGGGCUUCAUGAUUGGGAAGAUUGGCAAGCAGAAACGAGUGUUCAGCAGGACAAGCUACAGCAAUAAGCGCUUCCGGCAGGCCUUAGAGGAUGGCAACAGAGAGUGGGUAACGCUUAUAGCGUGCGUUGGGGCUUCUGGAGUCGCACUUCCUCCAGGCCUGAUUAUGGCUGGAGACUCCGGCAACGUCCAAGACGCAUGGGUGCGAGAUAUCAAGCAAUUGAAGCAU
Didymella exigua CBS 183.55 is the source of this 702-nucleotide messenger RNA. RefSeq lists its product as uncharacterized. Lineage: Eukaryota; Fungi; Ascomycota; Dothideomycetes; Pleosporales; Didymellaceae. The record is from RefSeq and is a predicted model, not a curated record. The transcript has a single exon. The annotation marks the transcript as partial.